This is a messenger RNA of Drosophila kikkawai, 3466 nucleotides long. RefSeq names its product pre-mRNA processing factor 39 (gene Prp39). Lineage: Eukaryota; Metazoa; Arthropoda; Insecta; Diptera; Drosophilidae. The record is from RefSeq and is a predicted model, not a curated record. Gene Ontology annotation, biological process: RNA processing; mRNA 5'-splice site recognition. Gene Ontology annotation, cellular component: U2-type prespliceosome; commitment complex; U1 snRNP. Gene Ontology annotation, molecular function: pre-mRNA 5'-splice site binding; protein binding.
CCUCGGUUAAAGGGCGAUCUGCGGUAACACUGAUAAAUAUGGCGUCAGAGUCAGAAGUUCCAGGUCGUCGCACACGUUCUGGCCGGACGGCCGCAUCCCCAGUAGCAUCGCUACCGACCAGAAGCACCAGGCGCACAUCCAAGAAGAACGCCCAGCUAAGUGACCCCGAAGAGGAGCCGGAGGAACAGCCGGCAAUGGUGCAGGAAGAGGAGGAGGAAAAGGGUGCUAUGGCAGUGGUAGCCGCCGAGGAGGCCCCCGCCAUGGAACCGCAGUUUGAUGAGAUAAUCCAGUUGGACGAUGACGUGGAUAUGCCCGCCGAAACUGGUGGUGUGGACGAGAAGAGUUCCUCCUUUCCGUUCGGAACGGUGGCAGAGCAGCAUUCGGAGACCAGUGAUGAUAUCAAAGAGAGUCGUAAGGAAGCCGGCGUGGACACGCUGCUGGCCUCCCUGGCGGGCGACAAUGCCAACAGCCUGCCGUCCGUGGGCGGCAAUGACGAAAGCGAAACCGCCAAAAAGGCGAACUUUGAGUAUAACGUGGAGGCAUUGCAGCCACAAGCCGAGAAACUGAAUUCGUCAGAGGACUCCAGCUCACACCAUGCCAUAGCCGAGAGUUUAGGUGAUGAGGCGGACACCAGUGAUGCCACAAUUGUCCAUACCGAAAUAAUCUCAGAGGAUGAACUACCUCCACCCAGCAAGCCGGAGAUUAACGAUGCCGAGGAAGUGUCCGAUGAAGAACUUCCGGCCCCGCAACGUGCCGAGCUGCCCGCAGACGCCGAAGUGAUCUCCGAAGAUGAGUUGCCCACCCACAACAAUAAUAAUGCGAAUGAGGCCAAGGCACCUGUUAAGCGUAAAGCAGAAAGAGAAAACGACAAAGGAACUGAAAGUAAAGAACUUGGCAUUUGUGAGACGAGCGCCAAAGAAAAGUCUGUGGAGCAAUAUAAUCCGGGAAGUCCCACCUCCGAGAGCACCGAUGGUCAGCCCUCAGAGAAGAGGACAAAGGUGGAUGAUGCCGAGCCCAAGGACAAAAAGAAGGAAAUGGAGCGCGAUAAAGAGAAGGAAAAAGACAAGGAGAAGGAGCGUAAAAAGUUGCCCGAGCUAGAUAGGUACUGGCGGGCGGUGAAAGAGGACUCUGCAGACUUUACCGGCUGGACUUACCUGCUGCAAUAUGUGGACAGUGAGUCCGAUGCGGAAGCAGCUCGAGAGGCCUACGACACAUUCCUGUCCCACUAUCCCUACUGCUAUGGAUACUGGCGCAAGUAUGCCGACUACGAGAAGCGCAAGGGCGUCAAGGCCAACUGCUACAAGGUGUUUGAGCGCGGCCUAGAAGCGAUCCCCCUCUCGGUAGAUCUAUGGAUUCACUACCUGACGCACGUCAAGUCAAAUCACGACGACGAUGAGCAGUUUAUUCGUGUCCAGUAUGAGCGGGCUGUUAAGGCAUGUGGCCUGGAGUUUCGAUCGGACAAGCUUUGGGACUCCUAUAUCCGCUGGGAAAACGACUCUAAGCGCUAUCAUCGCGUGGUGCAGAUCUACGAUAGGCUUCUGGCCAUACCCACGCAGGGCUAUAAUGGCCACUUUGACAAUUUCCAAGAUGUGAUAAAUCAGCAUGCUAUAACCAGCACUAUUGGCCAUGAUGAGCUCAUCCGCCUGCGUAAAGAUUUCCAUGAGCGUCAGCAAAGCAAAGCGGCCAAGUCCUCGUCCAAGAGCCGUCGCGACAGCAGUAGCAGCUCCAAAGACAAAGACUCAAAGGGCGACCGAGAACGAGAACGGGAGAAAGAGAAGGAUAAGGAGAAGGACAAGGACAAGGAAAAGGAGAAACGAGUUUCAAGUGGCAGCGGUGCUGGUAAGUCGCCAAAAGAUUCUAUUGAAACCCAUGUCGAUGAAUCAGAAAGUACUACCACCGAUCUGACUGAAAGCGAGUCAUCGCCUGCAGCCUUGAAGACAGCGCCCCCCCAAAUCGAUUUCAGUGAUUUCGCCACGCUAAGUGACGAGGAGGUGGCUAGCAUAAGGGAUAGGGCUAUCUCUACGCGGCGCAAGAUUCACAAGGUGACAGUCAGCGCAGUGACUGCCCGCUGGUCCUUCGAGGAGGGCAUUAAGCGACCUUAUUUCCAUGUGAAGCCGCUCGAGAGGGCUCAGCUCAAGAACUGGAAGGACUACUUGGACUUUGAGAUCGAAAAGGGGGAUCGCGAGCGCGUUCUGGUUCUGUUUGAAAGAUGCCUUAUUGCCUGCGCCCUGUAUGACGAGUUCUGGCUAAAGAUGCUGCGUUAUCUGGAGUCGCUGGAGGACCAGACCGGAGUUAUUGAUCUCAUUCGAGAUGUGUACAGUCGCGCCUGCCGCAUACAUCAUCCGGACAAGCCUAGUCUGCACCUGAAGUGGUCUGCCUUUGAGGAGUGCCAACUGAAUUUCGAUGGUGCCGCCGAGAUCUUGCAACGUGUCGAGCAGCGUUGCCCCAAUCUCCUGCAGCUUUCCUACCGACGCAUCAAUGUCGAGCGUCGGCGGGGAGCGCUGGACAAGUGUCGCGAGCUAUACAAGCACUACAUAGAGAGUACAAAGAACAAGGGGGUGGCCGGCACUCUGGCCAUCAAGUAUGCCCGCUUCCUCAACAAGAUCUGCCACGAUCUCGAUGGAGGUCUAACCGUCCUGCAGCAGGCCCUGGAACGUGAUCCAGCCAACACUCGAGUGGCUCUGCAAAUGAUCGAUCUCUGCUUGCAACGCAAAAAUGUCGAUGAACAGGAGGUGGUUCAAAUAAUGGACAAGUUUAUGGCUCGCGCCGAUAUCGAGGCAGAUCAGAAGGUGUUGUUUGCGCAGCGCAAAGUGGAAUUCCUUGAAGACUUUGGCAGCACAGCCAAGGGAUUGCAGGACGCUCAACGGGGUCUGCAGCAGGCGCUAAGCAAAGCCAACGAGGCCUCAAAGAAGGGUGACAGCAGUCCCAAUCGCAAAAGCUCAUCGGCCAGCAAAGAUGGUGCCGCUCCUGUAUCUGGAUCUUCUGCCUUUGCGGCAGCCUAUAACAAUGGUGGCACAGCUGCCACAACUGCCGCAGGCUACAACUAUGGAGCGGCCAGUGCGUCCGCCUACUACGGUCAGCAGAAUAGUGGAGGAGUAUACCCUCCUCAGCCGCCGCCGCAGCAGCAGCAGCAGCAGGCUUCUUACGACUCCUACUACAGCCAAUGGGGUUACGGAUCUGGAGCAGCAGCACCUGGACCCAGCGGCAGUAGUAGCGGCGGCUACAACUAUGGCCAAUGGAGCGGCUAUGGCAACUACUAUUGAGACGCGACCACCCACCCAGACUCCUUGUACCUCUAAGACGCCCCCAGCUUGUUUGGUUUUGACCCUGCCGCGCUGUUCUGUUAUCUAAUAGUCGUCUAUUUGUAAUUUUAUAUUGAUUCCACAUUAUGCAUACAUACAUGCGGAUUAUGUAGCCGAUUCUCAGCCGGAAAAUAAAGAAAUAUAAGCUUAAUCGGUUCACCAUA